CAAAAACGAGCGCAUCAGACCAAUGUCUGGCAAAAUAAUUUUUAAAAAGUAUGAAUUGUACCAUUAAGAAGAAAAGACGAGUUGGCAUUGUAGGAUAUGGACAUAUAGGUAGGAUAGUUAACAUAUCCACUCGAUUUUACCACCAUUAGAUCUUAACUAAUGAUUAAAACUUCAACUAAUUUCCAAGGUACCACGAGCUCUUUUUAGUAGUUUAGGCUGGAACGUCGUACACCCACGAAAUUCGAAACAACAGGCUUCAAUAGAAGUGACACUAGGUCUUUCUUAUACGACUCAUUUUGGAGUUUUUGCUUCUCAUAAAGGAUAUCUCAUCGUCAUUAGAUCAUGAUCAGUGGUGCUUUAAAGUGCAUUCUGCCUAACUGUGCAAAGAAACUGCUAAGCUAUAUAUGCAAUAUAACAAUACCACGUGCAAGUCCUUUGAGAACAGUGUAGUGCUUUCAAUGUCGAGUAAUUGAUUAACAGACCUACAAUUUUUUUCCAUUUCUUUUUCGGUAGGAAAAUAUUUAGUUGAGGAAAUAUUAAAGAGAGACGAUCUUGAGCUCAGUUUUGUUUGGAACAGAACUUCUGAAGCUCUCCGGAACAAAAUAGAUGAUCGCUACAUUCUGGAAGAUUUAUCGUCCUUUGCAGAAAGGUAUUCUUGGUAAAUUAAGUUUAUAUUGUUUGAAAAGAGAUAAUACUUAACUUAUAAAAGUGAAAAUACCUUUAGAGGAUACCAGAAUCUUGUUUUAACCCAUUUACACCUAGAAGUGAUUAACGUAUAACUUCUCCCUCAAAUAUUUACACGUUAUACAGCAAACAGGUAAUGAGAAUACUCAAACUUAUCAGGUAGAAGUUGUUAUCCUGAUCUAACACAAAGGGGCAUAGCUUCAGGCUGAAGAUUUUUCAUUUCAGAUAUUUUUGAUGCUCUAGCAUAUUUUUUUAAUCAAAUACUUCUAAUAUUUCUACAUAACAUGUAUCAGAUCCUGAUACAUAUUUUGAUUUAAAAUAACUGGUUUUUUUUUUUAAAUGGUGGUUUUACAGGACUCCAGAUUUGAUUGUUGAGGUUGCACAUCCUUCAAUCACAGUAGAGUUUGGUGAAUCAUUCCUUGAUGUUGCUGAUUACAUGGUAUGGAACUGAUCUUUUAACAUUAUUAAAUUUUUGUCACCUCUAAAUAUUUAUAAUGUUUUGUCUUUCACUUAAUGCAGCUAUAUUUUGAUGCCCUACCCUGCAUCAGGAGCAGUUUUUAACUCUCUCUAAUUUUCUUCCAGUAAAGAUGAAAGCCCAGCUAUUUAAAUGGUUUCACCCCUUUAAAAUAACUAACAUCUAAUUUCUUCUUACAAUUCCAGUAAAGGCCUCAACUGUAAGGUGAAUAAAUCAAGCUGCACAAGAGUGUGGAUAAAUUCACUAGACCUAAAGUUGUCAGAUAAUAAAUGGAUAUAUUUCUCUUUAUAAUCUUCUAUGUAACACAAAGGAACUGGCCGAGGAAUAAAGGCACUAUUGAUUGCAUGUGAAACAAAAGCAUUAGCUGAUGACAUUUUGAUAUCAGGCAUUAAUUCAUUUAUCUUCUCAUAUUUAUUCGCCCUCAUCUGGCAUACUUUAGGUCUAGUGACAUUUCUAACAUACACAUGGAUUUUGACACUCUUGUGCAGCUUGGAAUGUUAGGAAUGCUAGGAUAAUAUCCUAACAUUUCUGAAAAGUACUUACAGUUGAGGCCACUUGCGUCCCCUCAUGUAAGGAUACAAAAAAUAAAGGAAUCGAUCACCAACGAGAGAAGCUCCUGAUUGUUGACCAAAUUCUCCUUGUCAGAACCUUUGGAAACAUACUGAGAAGAGUAUGGAGACUAUGCAUACUGAUGUUAGGGUGUAAAGAGUUAAGCAGAGAGAAAUUGAGGGAAGUUAAACAGUCUAACAUUAGAUAUGUAUUCUGUAUAGAACAAAAUUAGUAUUAAUAUUUUCUCCUUAAUUUUUUGGUAGGUGGGUUCUCCAACUGCUCUGGCAAACUCAGAUGUUGAAAACUGUCUGCGGUGGAAGGCUUCUAGUGGUAGCCAUGGAAUUUAUAUACCCAGUGGCACUCUUUGGGGUGGUGCUGAUAUCAAGAAAAUGGCAGAUAUAGGGACUCUAAAGGUGUGUAUCUACAAGAUGUAUUAUUAUUUAUGAUUCAUAAAAUAUUUGUGCUAGCCUAUAAAAUAAGUUGGGUGAUAUCUGAAGAUACCACCAAAGUAACAUUGCUCAAUUUUCAAACCUCAUGUCUACUACCAUAAAUCUUUGUUGAAAAUUUAAUUCAAGACAAGAUAACAUUUUAUGGUUGUUACAAAGGAAGGGAAUUUUUUUUGUUUAUAAAGUCAUACCAGAGAAAACUCAAAAGAAAAAAUAUCCACAGCAAACAGUAAGCUGUUCUUAAACAUGUUUUGUGCAUGUUGCAAAAUAUUUGAAGGAUAUAAGAAACACAGUAGCCUCUAUUUUGCACAAAAAUAUAUAAAAAUAGCUUGUAGUUGGCGCAGAAAUAUACAUGGAUAUUUGUUUGUGGACAUUAUCUGUUCAAAGGUGAGGACAGUUUUGCGAGAGCAAAGCUUGCGGAAAACUGUGAACUUUGGAGUUGUAGAUACAGUUAUUGAUUUGUUAUGAUUACAUUUACUAAGCAUAUAUACUAGUAAAUUUUAAUUGCAAUUUUAGGGACUGAAAGUAACAAUGAAAAAGCACCCAUCUUGUUUUAAAUUGAAUGAACCUCUUAAGUCAAGGAAUGAGCAAGUGAACACAGAACCUGUUGUACUGUAUGAUGGUAGGUUUAAAAAGAUUUUUUGUUUCAUAAAUUACCCAAAGAAUAACCUCAGUCUAAUUGUUAUUGAAAAUAAUAUAGCUCUCAUUUUCUUUCAAAUCAAAGCCAUUAUUUUUUUCACCCUGAUUAUAUUCCAAGACCUUCCAUGAAGAUUUCCUAAGGUGUAUUGAGAAGUUAAUAAAUUCUUGAUUUCAUGAGGUUGCUUUCCCUUAUUAAAAGAAUACUCCUGAAAGGCUUAAAAAAGCCAAAUUUUUUGUAGGUGGGCAUGAAAAAUUGGCAGCAUGUGUGGUCUUCAUUAUUAGCAUUCUGGCAAAAGUGUUUUUUUACCCUCAAGGAAGUAUACAGCCUUUAGAAAUGUGAGCCAACAAUUAGUGUCAGACCCCAUGGAAGCUUCUCCUUACUUGUCUCAGAUCUUCCCGUGGGCAGAGAAACACACAUCCUGCCGUACUAUUUAUGAAAGCCUGCUUGUAGGCUAGAGAAAUUGGUUGCCAGGGGUGAACUUGUCUGAGCAAGGGGGAUUUACCUUCAUAAUCACAUCAGUAUUUGUUUCAAAUGUUCUACCUGUUUUCCUGUAGGCCCUGUUCGGGAACUUUGUCCUUUAGCCCCAAACAAUGUGAACACAAUGGCAGCAGCAGCACUGGCAGCCCACAAUCUGGGAUUUGAUAAGACACAAGGAUGUAUUGUGGCUGAUCCAAGGCAAGAUGUAAUCAGUUGUCUGUUGUAAGACUGACAGAUUAAAUUCGUUUUGCAAAUUUUGUUUGCAAAUUUGAUUGAAUACACUUUGCCUCUGUCCUAAAUAUUUCAGGCCUAAAAAAGAGUUUCAGAUUUUCCAUCCAAAGGCAGCUCCACUUUGAAAAUCAUUGAUUUAAUAUGUGGCAAGUUCGGUCCAUUUGAAUACUCUUUUCAAAAAAUGCAACAUACUUUUGUUCUGAAAUCUUUCGAGUAUUCCAAUUAUAAUUCAAUUAGUCUCAGGAAUGCCUCUGUGGCAAUAGAAGUUUAGUAUCCUCAAGUCACAAUCACUGGUUUUCUUUCUAUAAGCACAGCCAUUUUUUUAUUCUCUCACACUUUUUCUAAGAAAAACUCUCUCAAUAGCGAUAUGCAUGACUGUACUCAUGCAAAGUGUCAAUCAAAACUCAACUACAUUCGGGUCCAGUCUCAGAAACUAUAAGCUCUUUGCUAUGGAAACCAGAAUAAACUGGGUAAGCAAUGGGUAAUCAAGAAAGAUAAAUUAACUCUGUACUCGAGUUAAGUGGCUCACCCAAUCAGAGCUUGUUCCUCAUUCUUUAGCGAAAAAACAUGGAGUAUCACUACUCCCCCCAUAGAUGAUCGCAAGGUUACCCCCCCUUCCCCCAAAAAAAGAAAUUAACUAUGCUUCCCUGACAUUUUCCUGGUACCCAUUUUUCUCCUGCUUGGAGAGAGACUCUGUGAGAGUAAGGUGUUUUGCCCAACUAGAUAAUCAGGAGUGCAAUGCUUAUUAAGAAAUCCUGUUUCCUGAAAUCUCUUUUUUAAUUAUGAUGUUCUAUUUCUUAGUCUAAAUGCUCAUAUUGUGCAAGUUGAUGUCUUUGGACCCGGUGAUGAACAAAACCAGUUCACAGUCAAGACUGUGCGCCAUAAUCCAGCAGGAUCUGGAGCCAUCACUGGCAAUGCAACAUAUGCAUCAUUUCUUUGUAGUAUGCUGGGUAAGAACUUACACUUUUAAAGAGUUUGCGAUAUGGACAGCAGAACAGAAGGCAUUAGGAGUGUAGAGGAAUAUUAUAGUACAUUCCAGAACGUUCCAUUUUUUACAUUGUAACUCUAAAGUUGUGUGCUUAGUCAAGCAUAUCAGUUUGUAAUAGGAUAUGAAUUAAUUAUUUAGACUGUUCUAGACUGUUCCCUUGCUUUCCGAAGACUAGCUCAUGCUGAUAUUUUCAAACAAAAUCUUUCUCUUUUUUUUCAGGAGCCCACAGUCAGGGACCUGGACUUCAUCUUUGUUGAAUUAGCUUUCAAAAAAAUUUGUAUUUUUAAGAAUUUUUCUUUUUUGAAAAAAUGGAUCCCAAAUAAAAACACUUUUUGGUAUGUACACAUAUCAGGGAGUGUUCAAGUGAGUGGAU
This is a messenger RNA of Pocillopora meandrina, 4863 nucleotides long. NCBI's taxonomy places the organism in Eukaryota, Metazoa, Cnidaria, Anthozoa, Scleractinia, Pocilloporidae. The record is from the annotation of a GenBank genome assembly.